AUAAGCAGAGAUUUUUUCGAUUUCUAGCAAGCAGUAGGAGGGACCUUCCAGCCUAGAGGCCCCCGAAGGGAGGGAGGUGGUUUCCACGGCAACCGGGCGGGGAGCGGUCUGCCGCGCCGGCUCGCUCCUCCGCCUCCCUGUAGCCCAGGGUACCGCCGGACAGCGUCCUCCAGUGCUCCGCGCUCCGAUUGGCUGCACAGGCCGUUCGCUGAUUGGCUGCCGCGGGCGCCUCGCGGGCCGGUGGCUAUGGAACCAGCGGGGGUUGAUGGUUGACCGUUGGCUCAGGGUAGGGGUCGCGGCUCGAGUGAUCCACUCAUAUCCGACAGGACGGCGCGGACUGCUGAGACCUGGCCCGGAACCCGCUGGGGAAACCCAAUUCCGCGCAGCCAUGCCGGCCGGGAGUAGCGAAGCGGACGGCGUCCUCAGCUAUCAGAGACCAGAUGAAGAAGCUGUGGUGGAUCAGGGUGGGACCAGUACAGUCCUCAACAUUCACUAUGAGAAGGAAGAGCUGGAAGGUCAUAGAACUCUGUAUGUGGGGGUUCGGAUGCCACUGGGCAGGCAGAGCCAUCGACACCACCGCACUCACGGCCAGAAGCACCGGAGGCGAGGGCGGGGCAAAGGAGCCAGCCAGGGAGAGGAGGGCCUGGAAGCCCUGGCCCACGACACACCAUCUCAGCGUGUUCAGUUCAUUCUUGGGACCGAGGAAGAUGAAGAGCAUGUGCCUCAUGAGCUGUUCACCGAGCUGGAUGAGAUCUGUGUGAAAGAAGGAGAAGAUGCUGAGUGGAAGGAGACAGCCAGGUGGCUGAAGUUUGAGGAAGACGUUGAAGAUGGGGGAGAACGCUGGAGCAAGCCGUACGUGGCGACCCUUUCGCUGCACAGUCUCUUUGAAUUAAGGAGCUGCCUCAUUAAUGGAACUGUCCUUCUGGAUAUGCAUGCAAAUAGCAUUGAGGAAAUUUCAGACCUGAUACUGGACCAGCAGGAACUGUUCAGUGACCUGAAUGACAGCAUGAGGGUUAAAGUGCGGGAAGCCCUUCUCAAAAAGCACCAUCAUCAAAAUGAGAAGAAGAGAAACAACCUCAUUCCCAUUGUUCGCUCCUUUGCUGAGGUUGGCAAGAAACAGUCUGAUCCACAUUCGAUGGAUAAAAAUGGUCAAACUAUAUCACCUCAGUCUAUUCCAACUACAAAUCUUGAAGUGAAAAAUGGAGUGAAUUGUGAACACAGUCCUGUGGAUUUAAGCAAGGUUGACCUUCAUUUUAUGAAAAAAAUUCCCACUGGGGCAGAGGCCUCGAACGUCCUGGUUGGAGAGGUGGACUCUCUGGACCGGCCCAUUGUUGCCUUUGUGAGACUGUCUCCAGCUGUUCUUCUCUCAGGCUUGACAGAAGUGCCCAUCCCAACAAGAUUUCUGUUUAUCUUACUGGGUCCAGUAGGGAAAGGUCAGCAGUACCAUGAGAUUGGCAGAUCCAUGGCCACCAUCAUGACAGAUGAGAUUUUUCAUGAUGUGGCAUAUAAAGCAAAGGAGCGAGAUGAUCUCCUGGCAGGGAUUGAUGAGUUCCUAGACCAGGUGACAGUACUCCCUCCGGGAGAGUGGGACCCGUCCAUUAGAAUCGAGCCACCCAAAAACGUCCCUUCCCAGGAGAAGAGGAAGAUGCCUGGGGUUCCAAAUGGAAAUGCGUGCCACAUAGAACCAGAACCACACGGGGGUCAUAGUGGGCCAGAACUUCAGCGUACUGGGCGACUUUUUGGGGGUUUGCUGAUGGACAUCAAGCGGAAGGCCCCUUGGUACUGGAGCGACUACCGAGAUGCACUCAGUUUACAGUGUCUGGCCUCUUUCCUGUUCCUGUACUGUGCCUGCAUGUCACCCGUCAUCACCUUUGGAGGACUGCUUGGAGAAGCCACUGAGGGACACAUAAGUGCAAUUGAAUCCUUGUUUGGAGCCUCCAUGACUGGGAUCGCCUAUUCCUUGUUUGCGGGACAGCCUCUCACCAUCCUGGGAAGCACUGGGCCAGUUCUUGUGUUUGAGAAGAUUUUAUUCAAAUUUUGCAAAGAUUACUCCCUUUCGUAUCUCUCCCUGCGAGCUUGUAUUGGACUGUGGACCGCCUUCCUGUGUAUUGUCCUUGUGGCAACUGACGCCAGUUCCCUUGUCUGCUACAUUACCCGCUUCACUGAAGAAGCAUUUGCCUCCCUGAUAUGUAUUAUUUUCAUCUAUGAAGCAAUAGAAAAGCUGAUUCACCUGGCAGAGACCUAUCCCGUCCACAUGCACAGCCAGCUGGACCAUCUUAGCCUCUAUUACUGCAGGUGUACGGUCCCAGAGAAUCCCAACAACCACACCCUGCAGUACUGGAAGGACCACAACAUCGUGACGACAGAAGUGAACUGGGCCAACCUCACUGUCAGUAAAUGCCAAGAGAUGCAUGGAGAAUUUGUAGGAUCUGCUUGUGGCCAUCAUGGACCCUACACUCCUGAUGUCCUCUUCUGGUCCUGUAUUCUCUUCUUCACUACCUUCAUCCUCUCCAGCACCUUAAAGACAUUUAAGACUAGCCGCUAUUUCCCAACCAAAGUGCGCUCCAUGGUGAGUGACUUUGCAGUUUUCCUCACUAUCUUCACAAUGGUGAUUAUUGAUUUUUUGAUUGGAGUCCCAUCACCAAAGCUUCAAGUUCCCAGUGUGUUCAAGCCAACAAGGGAUGAUCGGGGAUGGAUUAUCAAUCCCAUUGGCCCCAACCCCUGGUGGACUGUGAUAGCUGCGAUCAUCCCAGCUCUCCUCUGCACCAUCUUGAUAUUCAUGGACCAGCAGAUCACAGCAGUCAUCAUUAACAGGAAGGAACACAAGCUCAAGAAAGGCUGUGGCUAUCACCUGGACCUGCUGAUGGUGGCCGUCAUGCUGGGCGUCUGCUCCAUCAUGGGCCUGCCCUGGUUUGUGGCUGCAACUGUCCUGUCCAUCACACACGUGAACAGUCUCAAGCUAGAAUCUGAGUGCUCUGCUCCGGGAGAACAGCCCAAGUUCCUGGGCAUCCGGGAGCAGAGAGUGACAGGCCUUAUGAUCUUCGUGCUGAUGGGCUGCUCAGUCUUCAUGACGGCUAUCUUAAAGUUUAUCCCGAUGCCAGUCCUCUAUGGAGUUUUCCUCUACAUGGGAGUUUCUUCCCUACAGGGAAUCCAGUUCUUCGACCGGCUGAAGCUCUUUGGGAUGCCCGCCAAGCACCAGCCGGACUUUAUUUACCUGCGGCACGUGCCUCUGCGCAAAGUGCACCUCUUCACCCUCAUCCAGCUCACCUGCCUCGUCCUGCUCUGGGUCAUCAAGGCCUCUCCAGCUGCCAUUGUUUUCCCGAUGAUGGUUUUGGCCUUGGUCUUUGUCAGGAAACUCAUGGACCUCUGUUUCUCUAAGCGAGAGCUGAGCUGGUUAGAUGAUCUCAUGCCUGAAAGCAAAAAGAAGAAGUUGGAUGAUGCCAAAAAGAAGGCCAAGGAGGAAGAGGAGGUGGAGAAAAUGUUAGAAAUAGGGGGAGACAAGUUCCCCCUAGAAAGCAGAAAGUUAUUAAGUAGUCCUGGAAAAAACAACAGUUUCAGAUGUGACCCCUCUGAGAUUAAUAUAUCUGAUGAAAUGCCUAAAACCACGGUCUGGAAAGCUCUCAGUAUGAAUUCUGGAAAUACGAAGGAAAAAAGUCUCUUCAACUAAGAGUCUUUGCUCCGAUGGAAGAUUUGGGCCAUGAGGUGCUCAGGGGAGUUCUGAUUACAGAGAAAAUGGUGAGUCUCUCGGAGAAGAACCAAGACCAACUCUGGCCCCAUCUCUGGUCAUCUCAAGCCUUGCCGAAGCCCAGUCAUUCCUGGUGCGCAGCAGAGGGCACCCUGCCAUCCUCACACCGGCAGCCAGGCACCAGCUGCAAGCGUGGAAGCAGAAGACCACUUCCUGCUGGUCCUUCUCUUCUUCCUUUCUCUUCAGAACUGCCACCAUUAAAGACCCAGCUUCCCAUUUUUCAGACAUUUUCUCUGAAACUCUACUGGCCUGCUGAGCCACAUGGAUCCAUUCUGCCAUUGAGGAUUCCCUCAGUGCGGUCCCUCUUCCUAAGGGGUGGGUGGGAGAGUAGCAGGAGAGCAGAAAGAAAAGGGAAGGUUCCCAGUCUUAUUGGUAUCUUCCAGCUCCUAGGUGGCCCUGGGUCUCAGCUCCACUGCACAUCCUGUUUGGAGUCAGACCCCGGGGCCGUCGGGGGCUCUGCUGUCAGGAGGCGAGCCAUGUGGGCCUUGGCGGUGCCCACCGCCACAGCCAGGACAGGCCUCUGACCCGGAGUGUCUCUGUCACUCCCUAGCAGCAGUCUGCAGCACUCAGUGAGACCCUUGGAAGACCCAGGGGUCAAGGAGGACACUGGAGUUGUUCGGCUUAUUUAGGAAAAGGCUUGCGGGGAGGGGAAUUAGUAAUGACCGCUGAGGACAAGCAGCUUCCCUUGGUUUUUAUUGAGGACAGAGUAAGGGAAUGAGCAUCACUUGCUACAGAAGGAAUUCGUUUAGAUACCAGGAAGGACUUCAUAGCCUGAAGGUUUGUCUUAGUGUGUAGUUUCUAGAUACCUAGAAAAGAUUCGAUAGCAGUUGUUUGUGAAUAGAAAGAGGGAUGUGAUGUUUUUAUUGGCCGUUUCAUGGGAAUGUUUGAUGUCCUGCUGCUGUCUUUUGAGGAAAUAUUCUAAUUCCAUCCUGGAGAGAUCCAAGUGCUUACGUACUGUCUCCUUAGCUGCCUUAGUAGUGAGCCAUCAUCAGCUCAGUGGACCAAACCACCUUCAGCCAUGUGAUUUCUUCAUCAUGGAUUUCUUUUGGUUGACAACAGUUCUGGUUCUCAGCUGUAAAGAGCCACCCUGAGAAAUGAACUGUAAGUGGUGAAGUUAAUUUCAGUAUUUUAAACUGCAUUUAUGGUUUCUUCUUCUCUGUUGUAAUGAAUGUCAAGGGUGUGGGCUGUGGUGCGUAUGUGUAGACCUUCCCUGCCUUUGUGCACAGAAUGUGACUAGCCAGCCCAUUGACACCCAGGGAAUUUAAUCGUAUAGUUCUUCAUCCUGGAAAAUCUUUGUACAGUGGGAAAAUCCCUGCUGUGCUCUGUGUUCAUAGAUGAAGAGUUGACAACAUCAUUAUAUUGAGUUUUCAUUCCUUAAACUCUUAAAAUAUAUUAAUGUAGUCUAGUCUUAUUCUAAAGACUUUUGACUGAUGUUGUAAGAACCUGAGUUUCCCCUACAUUUCGCUGACUUUUAGGGACACAGUUCUUUCAAUGCAGAGAUGAUUUUGAAAAUAUUUAACAACUGGUACUGGACAGACACCUAUCCCUCAGGAUGGGUGUGGACUGCAAACAAGCAGCGUGUAUCAUUGUACCGGUGUCUGACGGCUGAAUGUCACACUGCUUUCAAAUAUUAAAGAGUGUCACUCUGAAUUGUGGGUAUUGUUCCUGGUUUGCCUAGUCUGAUUUCUAGUCAUAAGGCUGUUGAGGGACACCCUUGGCUUCCCUUCAUAUGGUACAGACAGGAUCAGGAAUGUUUCUUUGAAAUAUAUGGGCAUUCAAAUCUUCGUGAGCCAAAGCUUCACAUUUUAUCGCAUUACAGCAAAUCUGUAAUUAUACCCCUUACCUACUUAGUGUGGAAAAAGUAAAAGGCAGCCUGUCAGUGGGAAAAGCUUUCUUACUGACUUUUCUUUUCCAUCCCUGGCUACUUCCUUGAACUUGCUUCUUUUUCAUCAUUUUUUUCCCUAAAAAUAGGCCCCCGUUCUUGUUCCAUUCCCCCCCACCACCACCAUAUUUUCCUUCCACCUUCUGUGUGAGGAAGUUGGUGACGACUUCACCUGUUUCCCUCACCUCACCUGGAAAGGAUGGAACAGAGAAGAGCCCAGUGUGCAACAAAACCAGUGACAGAAUCCCUCAGAAAAAUGGCUCUCCCGAUGCACUGAUGGCUUGUGCCACCUUGUAUCUGCUAAGCUGCUGGAGGCCAGGGAAGCAGCCUUCGUUAGCUUUGUGUAGUCCAGUUAUGGACCGCAUGCCCUUCCGAGUCUUUCCCUAGCAGACUCUCCCCAGUCACUGCAUCGUAGGAAUGUGAGCCAUUUUGGAAGGCUGUACUAAUAGGCUGUUAUGUUUUUCUCAAGUACAUCCCAGCCCCAUUUUUGCUGCAUCUAAUGAUAGAAACCGUCUCUACUCUUACUCUUUCCUCUUUCCCAGUUCCUGCCAAACACUCAGCUCCAGUCUGGCUGCCUCCUCGCUUAGAUCUGUGGCUGAUGAACAUGAAGCAGAGUCAGCUGGGCAUUAGCAACUGGGAGACAGGGAAGCAGCGCAGUGCCUGUGCGCGUGUGCAUCAGCCAGUAAGAGUGUAGACAUGAGUACUCCUUGAUACUGUUACGCUUUUGUGCAUGAAGCUGCAGGAGCAUCCAAAAAUGUGGUCAUUCUCUCGUCCAGGGCGUUUUCAUCUCAGAUGUCUCUGAUAAAUAGUUUGAGAACAAACAUAGGCAGAUUAAUCUGUGAAAAAUGGUAUUUAAGUUCAACAUGAAGCAUAAACUGACUUAAGAGUAGAAAGCAAGGCUAGCGGUUACUAGUGAUUUUCAUGUCCAUAUUUGCUUGGGCCAAAGAAGUGGUCCCCUCUUUCACAAUGACAGAACUAUCAGCAACGGUUUGAGUGUGGCCAGGUCAGUGCCCUGACAGACUGGGGGUAUCAGUGUAAGGAGGGAGAGAGGCCAGGGCUCUAAGAAAAGGGUGGUAUGUGAAUCUUGGUUCUAAGGAAAAAGAAUUGUAGUUGCUAAGAGGGCAGAUUGCCUUCUGGUCAUUACCCCCGCAGGAGGGCUGGUCUGGACUUGCAGGCAUGCCUGACCUGCAGCCCACCCCUUAGACGUGCCUAUGUUAGCAUUCUAAAGAUUAAGUAAAGGAAGUUGUGUUACAUAUAUACAUUAACUGUACAUUUUAUAUGCAGCCAAAACCAUUUCUGUUCACUGACCCAGGCAAGCCAGGUAUGUUCAGCCUGCAGCCACAGGUUUCCAACUUCUGAAGGACUGUCGAGAAAUCUUUUCUUACCGCACACAUUCCCUAUGCCCACUCCUUUAUUCAUAGAAACUUGCCUUUGGGAUAGAAGGAAAGUGAACCAUGUUUUUCCAGAAUACAGGUAAAAAGCCAUUCUUCCUUUUUGGCUGUGGUGUAACUGUCUUUUAAGUUAGUCAUAAAUGUUAGAUACAAAUUUGGUGUAUUCUAAGGCUCAGGCUUGGUUGAGAGCUCAAGCUAUGAUAACUGUGACCUUUAAAAGGUCUGUGGUCUGGGGAAUCUGUAGUUUGUGCUCAUCCAAAAAUGAAAAUUUCUGACUCUUCUUUAUUUUCUACUCACUCAACCCUCCAGACUCCCUCUUAGUGGCCAAGUCAGUAAACCUCACUGCAUCUACUCAGUUGACUUCAAUGCUCUGCGCCCAGGUUUGUCUGAAGCAUAGGAACAGGUUUGGUCCCGUGGCCCAGAGCACUAUCCAGGACGUUCUCUCUGCCACUUCACCAGUGUCUCUGAAGUUCUUUUGUCGAGAGGACUUUUACACAGUCGCCUUUGCUCAUUUGUCACUGCAUUUUUCUCACACUUCUCAGGUUUCUAAGCUACAUGUUAGCAGGAUAUCCGGGAGCCCUACGUGGAUGUUCUCAGGCUGCUUUUCUUUUGGUGGUAACUGGUGGGGCUCCCCUGAGGUAGAAAUCCCUUCAGCAGGCCCUGGCUGGCCAAGCAGCACCAUCAGGUCCCGCCCAUUUACUGUCUCAGCUUCUCAAGUCCCUUUCCUCCUGUCGGCCUGGUCUUCAGUCUCACAUUCUCCUCAGACGGAAGAAGUUCUGGAUUGGAGGUCCUGAAACCACCACCAGUCGGGGUGGUGAGAUCUUUGAGUUGGCCUUGGAGCUUCUCGGAAAGGGGAUUUUAUGGUUAUUUUCCUUAGGUUCCUCUGCAUUUCAGUGUAAACACAAGACUGUCCGUGAACGAGCGUAAGGAAUUUUUCUACUAAGCCUAUUCUUUAUGCUUCUGUUGUACCAGUCUCUUAACAUUAAUUCUAGAGAAUGGAUAGUUGACUCUUUUAUCAGAAAGAAGGUAAUUUUCAUAACCAAAAGAAGUGCGAAGUAACUAUAUCACUGCUUGAAGUGCGAGAAGAGAAAAAGAGUGUUCCGUGAACCUUUUCGGGAGGAGGACUCAGGAAGCAGAGUGAUUCAUCGUAGUCAUGAUCCUUUGAGGAGAUUCUGUGCUCAAAGGGAAUGCAGUGGUUUCUGAUCCUUCUGAAGAGAAAAGGACUAACAUUUUUCUUAAAUCUAGCCCACUCUCAGCACUGGAGAAUAGAGAACUUUCUCUUCUAGCUGACAGCGUUAGUAUUUCCUGAGAGACGGGGAGAACCACUCAGCACUUCUCUGAGCCCACCGGAAAUGAGCCGGGCUUCUCUUAGCAGGUUCUCCGAGGACUUCGCCGUGCAGGUUGUUUACAUGUGCAAUAACGCUGGACACAGAAGCAGCAAACUGAAUGUGCAAUUACUCCUUUUGUAAAAGAAGCCAAAUCCCCCGCUCCUUCCCGUAUUCACUCCUCUGGGACGAUAAGCCUCCCUCUUGUUUCUCUGUGUCUGUCUGUCUGGUUGGUUAGAAAUGGCCGCCCUUCCAGGCUAACGGUGUCAGGUGGAGAGCAGAAUAACCUUCCCACGGAAGGGGACAACUUGAGGUGCUGGUAUGUUUCCCUUCUUUUCUAUGUUCUUCUUUAUAGUAGGUCUCAUGUAGAGAUAGAGAUAUUUUUGUUUUAGAGAUUCCAAAGUAUAUAUUUUUAGUGUAAGAACUGUAUCCCUCUCCAUGCUCCAUGGUGUAAAUAGAACUGGGAACAAAUGUUUCGUUGUGAUAAUCCCGUAGCAAUUUUGUGGUAGGAGUAAGACCCCUUUCUGAUCUGUGUCUAUGACCCAAGGCAGGUAACUGGAAUUACCAUCUCCUCUGCCCACCCUCUGUGUGUGCUCACUUCGAUGGGCGGAAAAUAAAGUCCGUACCCACUGUU
Messenger RNA from Chinchilla lanigera (long-tailed chinchilla), 8977 nucleotides. It is a transcript of the gene Slc4a8, whose product is annotated as solute carrier family 4, sodium bicarbonate cotransporter, member 8. The transcript has 25 exons. NCBI's taxonomy places the organism in Eukaryota, Metazoa, Chordata, Mammalia, Rodentia, Chinchillidae. Bases 266 to 3667 code for a protein of 1133 amino acids. The record is from RefSeq and is a predicted model, not a curated record. Gene Ontology annotation, biological process: monoatomic anion transport; transmembrane transport; bicarbonate transport. Gene Ontology annotation, cellular component: plasma membrane. Gene Ontology annotation, molecular function: sodium:bicarbonate symporter activity; solute:inorganic anion antiporter activity; monoatomic anion transmembrane transporter activity.